AUGAAGAAAAUCAACAUCGCCAUUACGGGCUGCGGACAUGGAGAGUUGGAUACGUAUUAUCGAUUGUGUGAUCUGCUGGAAAAGCAAGGAACGCCAAUCGAUCUGCUUAUCAUUACCGGAGAUUUCCAAGCGGUACGCAACCAAGAAGACUUGGGCUGCAAGGAAUCACCGCAAAAAUAUAAAUUAAUGCGAACUUUCUAUCGAUAUUACAAUGGAGAGAAAAAAGCGUCUGUACUAACCAUAUAUAUUGGAGGAAACCAUGAAGCUGUAAAUUAUCACCAAGAACUCUAUUAUGGUGGAUGGGUAGCUCCCAACAUCUACUACAUGGGAGCUUCCAACGUGAUCCGCUAUAAAGGUUUGAAAAUUGGAGGGAUCUCCGGAAUCUACAAACCCUUUGACUACCAUAGGGGAUAUUAUGAAGCUCCUCCAUAUACUAGCACUUCUUCGGAAGAAAAGGUUUCAAGCUACCACCUUCGUGAAAUAGAAGUCCGCAAGAUGUUCAGUUACCCUUAUAAGCUCGAUAUCAUACUCUCUCAUGAUUGGCCCGAGGGAAUAUACAACUAUGGAGACCGCAAUUGGCUUAGCAGGAGGAAGAGUGGCUUUGUGAAGGACAUGGAGGAAGGAUCAUUGGGCUCUAUUCCUUGUAUGUCAUUGCUGAAGCACAACAAACCACGCUACUGGUUUGCAUCGCACAUGCACGUCAAGUUUACCGCUAUCGUUCCACACGACGACGAAGGGAACGAAACCACCAAAUUCCUUGCGUUAGACAAAUGCUUGGCUCACAGAGACUACUUCCAAGUGCUUCCUUUCGAUAUCGACGACGCGUUCGCUGAAGAUUCCAAUGUAGAACGUGCAGUUCUUCUUCGAUGUAGCUCUACUAUGAUCCGGAAUGGUUAA
Molecule: messenger RNA, 897 nt
Organism: Blastocystis hominis
Lineage: Eukaryota; Bigyra; Opalinata; Blastocystidae
Exons: 3
Coding region: 1-897 (298 amino acids)
Biological process (GO): mRNA splicing, via spliceosome
Cellular component (GO): nucleus
Molecular function (GO): RNA lariat debranching enzyme activity
Source: RefSeq, a predicted model, not a curated record